GACCUCAAUGUUCUUCUGCUAGGAGAUCGUUUACUUGUGAAUUAUUCUGGACAACUCCUCCUUUUAUUAAGUAGCUUUCCAUAAUUCCCUUGAGAGCAUCUGACACUUUCCAUCUUACCUUAUCUUGUGCCAUCUCUGUUCCAGGACACACUGGUGCCAUCUUACUUCUAGGCUCCUCUUAUCUGGCUUCAGGAACUGAAGACAUGUAUGCCACACAGAGGUACACAAAGAAUAAGCUCCAUCCAACCAGCAGUAUCCCUGAAAUGACGUGGAUAUCUCCAGAAGAUCAAGAAAAGGACAAUCGUUCAGAGGAAGUUGUGGCAAUCAAUCACACCAUCCCUACCAGCCACCAGUCGGUGUCAGCAAAGUUUCCACCGUCCCCCUACAUCUGGAGAGGAAAAACCACCACAUAUAUCAAGAAUCCCCGAAAAGCAGUGAAAAUACCGAAUAUGUACAGGAUUCAAGACUUGAAGAUUCAAGAGAAGGACUGGGAGAUCUGUACCAUUAAACCGGUUAGAGCAAAACGUUCCAUCCCAAAGUUACAUGUGUUUCUGGACCAUUUUAUGGAUCCCCUGAAGUGGCGGAGGCUAAAGGAACUUGCUCAGAGUCUGAGUUCUCCCAGGGAGGAGGAACAGAUCUACGCAGCUCAGGCGUUGGGUAAACUGAGAAUCUGCAAAAAGUUUAUCAUAGAAGCUCUCUGGUCCGCGGCCCAGGUAGGUCCGGAGAGAGUGAGAUAUGAAUCCAGCAAAACCCUUGCUCUUCUAGGCUGCUACCAUAAACAUGUGAUCCAGUCCCUCGUUGAACAGCUAAAAGGAUGCUCCCUUAGUCGGAGGAUGGACACCCUCUUGGGACUUCAAAUAGCCCUCAAUGCCUGGGCUGCGGUCUCCAAAAACAAGCGGGAGCCUAUAGGAGCCAGGAACUUGCUGUCGAGGGUACUGAAGAUGCUGGUGAGGGGGAAGAGCCCUCUGAAUGACAUAGCCUUGGAAGCGGCUCUGUGCCUAAGCCUACUUGACUCCGAAAGUGCCGUAGCCCGAGAGUUUCUGUUACAGUGCCUGAGCCAGGGAGACCUGAAGAAAAAGAUGAAGGCAUUGAUGGUGCUAGUGAAGCUGAUGAAUAUCCAGACCCUGCCCAUUCUCCGGGCUAUCAUGGAACAGCUCCAGUACUCCUUUGUGGUCAAGCACCGGAUAGAAGCCGCCAAACUGCUUAAGGUUUUUGGGCUAGAAAUGAUUCAGAAUUUGGGGAUGGAGAAUGAGAUUUUUGAGCUACUCAAGUCAAAGAUUCAUGAGGAGCCUUGCCAAGAAGUGAAAGAAGCUGUGGCAGAAAUUGUGAAUGACCUAAAUAUGAAGCCUCUGAUGCUGAACAUCCUGGAGUCGCAGCUUAAUGAUGAUGAUGUCGUAACCCGUUGCCAUGCCAUCGUGUCCCUUGGUGUUCUGGGCGUCGGCAGCUCACACAUAUUCUAUUUACUCAUGGACAUGUUGGACAUGGACCCGAGUGAAAUAGUGAAGAAAGAGGUGGAAAAGUUAUUCAUUGCCUUGUCCAAGAAAGAUCCCUGGGUCCGGGCAAAGCUUAAGAACUGGGAGCUUCUAACAAAGGAAGAGGCCAAGAAGAAGAAGGCUAGGGAAGAUGCUUUGAAGAAUCGAAAGAUCAGGAGGGAAUUCCGGAUAAAACAAACAAAUCUGCUUGGACAUCUGGGCUCUGUGAUCCCUAAAAGGAAGCCUAAAUCCAGAAAGUCCAUAUCAACAGAUAGCGAAUGUUUGGUCUUUAAUGUUCCUAUCAAAGGCCUUGCUUUAGCUUCUGAUUACCCACCCUGUGUCCCAGUCAAAAAGAAGAGUACACCCCACCUUGAGGGAAUCUGGGAUACCCCAGUCAUAAGGGAGCACCUCAAGAAACUUGCUGCCCAAUGAAUUAUGUAACGUGUCCUACCAAUUCCCCUCCAACAUCAACUUUGUUCUUCUCCUCAUCACCUAUGUUCUCUCCUUUAGUCCUACUGACUCCAUUCUCUCCAUAAUAGCAGAUUUCUAAGUCUCUGUCUCAUAAGGGAAUUAAAAAUAAUAAAUGUUAAUUGUUCCAGAAUAAUAA
Molecule: messenger RNA, 2079 nt
Organism: Monodelphis domestica (gray short-tailed opossum)
Lineage: Eukaryota; Metazoa; Chordata; Mammalia; Didelphimorphia; Didelphidae
Gene: HEATR9
Product: HEAT repeat containing 9
Source: RefSeq, a predicted model, not a curated record